AUGAAUGCUGAUGCCCUGAGCAAUUGCGGAUUUAGAGUACCUUUUGCCUGUGUUAUUAUGGACACCAACACCAAGAUGAAAACUCUAAGAUGGAAAUUGCCAGAGUUUCGUAAACGUUUUAUGAAACAAUGCUUGGAAGGUGUAGUGAAUCAAAGUGAUGGACCUUCGACAUCUGGGCUUGUUCGACAACUGGAAAGAUUUGAGCUGAAACUGAAUGGUGCUGCGGACAAUGAGGCUGAGUACUGUCAUUGGUUAUCUAAAAAGACAAAGGAACUAUUUUCACAACCACCAAUGAAUGCUGAAUCCAAACCUUGUCUCUCAAACUCUAAUGCCUCAGGGGAAGUCUUCCCAUCUCAAGAAACUGGAAAAUCUGCAAAUACGGAUUGGAAGGAGCAGGUUUACCAAGAGAUUCAAAAGAUGAAUAGUGCCUAUUUUUCAAAAGUUUAUGUCUCUUAUCUAGAGAUGAAUAAGGCGCUUCAACAGCUUGCGUCUUUUCCUCAAGGAUCAAAUACAAAUCUUUUGGAAAAACUGAUAAAGAAAAUGAAACAAACAGGAUGUAUUUUGGAACUCUUCAAAUUGAAGAAAUGCCAAAUAACCAUCGAUACCAAGAAGAUUCUAGAUGAAGCAGAAAAGUUUGUAGAAUCUAAUUUUUCCCCAAAGAAUGUUUCUUCCCAUCAUCAAGGUCCAUCACAUUCUAGUAUUUCUCCAUUGAAAAUAAUUGAAACGAAACCAUCACAACAAGCAUGGGGAACACAGAACUACUAUAUAAGGAAGGAUGUUUCUGGGGAAAACAAGCCCUGCUUAAAAGAGAAGCAAGUGAAAAUAAUGGAAACGAAACCAUCAACUCAAGUAUUGGGAACACAGAAUUUUCAUAUAUGGAAGGAUGUUUCUCAGCAAACCAAGCCGCAGCAAGCGAAAAUAAUAGAAACGAAAUCAUCAGCUCAAGUAUUGGGAGCACAGAAUUUUUAUAUAUGGAAGGAUGUUUCUCAGCAAACCAAGCCGCAGCAAGAAAAAAUAAUAGAAACGAAUCCACCAACUCAAGUAUUGGAAACACAGAAUUUUCAAAUAUGGAAGGAUGUUUCUCAGCAAAUCAAGCCGCAGCAAGAGAAAAUAAUAGAAACGAAAACAUCAACUCAAGUAUUGGGAACACAGAAUUCUCAUAUAUGGAAGGAUGUUUCUCAGCAAAUCAAGCCGCAGCAAGCGAAAAUAAUAGAAACGAAUCCAUUACCCCAACCAUUGGGAACACAAAAUUCCUGUAUAUGGAAGGAUGUCUCUCAUCAAAACAAGCCAUGCUUAAAGGAGCAGCAAUUAAAAAUAGUAGAAGCGAAACCAUCAACACAACAAUUGGGACCACAGAACUCUAGUAUAUUGAACCUUGUUUCUCAGCAAAACAAGCCAUGCUUAAAAGAGCAGCAAGUGGAAAAACAAUAUAGCAAUUUCCCACAGCAUGUAGAUCAAGUGUCUAUCAUGAAAGGUCCUGACAAUGCCGUACAGAAGCAAGCCCAAGGUUCAGAGAAAGCAAGUGAAGCAUUGAGGGUCAGUGUAAACAGUCUGGAGACUUCAGCUUCACCCUUGACAGAAAACUGCAAUAAGCUUAAAGAAUUUUCUGAUAAAUCUACGCUGAAUUUUGAUGAGCCAAGUGAUGAAGUGAAGCGCAUUCUUAAAGUGUUAGCCGUCAUAUCACCUGAAGCAUUGAGCGCAUCAGUUAAUGAAAUGAGAGACGCAGUCUAUUUGAAUGAUGUGAUGGCAACUUCAGAGUUCUUAGAUGAACCACGAGAGAUGGUUCAACAACAAAACCAACCGGACCUCAUUGCACAAACUGGGAAAAGUGAGGCAUUUUCACAAGCUGGUAGGAAAAGGUCUCGAAGCCACAGUUUCAACCAGUUGUCUGAUGCUGAGGAACCUGACUGGACUUCAGUCGCAUAUAAAAAAAAGAAGCCAAGAAUUUUGGAAAAUUCUUCUCUUUUAGAAGAAUUAAAGGAGAUCAACCAUCGAUUGGUAGACAGUGUGAUUGUUGUUGGAGAAAAUGUCAGCUUUCUUAAAGCGCCGGGAGUAGCGGCUGAGGAUAGUGAAGGGUUGGUUAUCGAAUUCCUUUUCAAUGCAGUAUCGUUCAAUAUGAACGUAGAAUCUCAUAUUUUUGCAGAUAAAAAGUCAAUAAUCAAACCAUUAAGGUUGUUCGUUCCUACAAAUUAUCCAACUUCUUUGCCUGUUAUUGUAGACAAAGAGCUGUCAGAAGUCAGUACUGAAUGCCAGAAAGACCUAUCAACAAUAGCAAAAUCAAAGCUUAUUCGCUUUCUGAGAUGCUUGGAUCGGACAUGGUCACUUGAGGAUAUAGCAAUGUCAUGGGAACGUUGUGCCAGAGAAACAGUUCUUGAGUGUGCAAAAACCUUUGGAGGAGAAACUUUUACCUCAAUAUAUGGAGAGUGGGAAAAUUAUCAAACUGAAGUCAUGUCUUGA
Molecule: messenger RNA, 2457 nt
Organism: Vigna angularis (adzuki bean)
Lineage: Eukaryota; Viridiplantae; Streptophyta; Magnoliopsida; Fabales; Fabaceae
Product: mediator of RNA polymerase II transcription subunit 15a-like
Exons: 12
Coding region: 1-2457 (818 amino acids)
Molecular function (GO): chromatin DNA binding; transcription coactivator activity
Source: RefSeq, a predicted model, not a curated record